AGCAAGAUGGCGGCGAAGUGUGAUCGAGCUUAGAUUGGAACACACUGAAGGAGAGGGUUAUAUCGCAUUACUGGCGUUGAAUCCCAUCUAGUGCAGGAACAAGCAGUAAAUCGUCUCUGGGUGAUUUUUUAUUUAUUUUUUUAUUCUCCACUUCUUCAUGAUGGAUUACAGAAUUCGUUUUUUACACGCUGAGUGAACGAGGAGUCGUUAACACCAUGGAGAAGAAACGCAGAAAGAAAUGAAAGCCAUACACCCUGGUUGAUGGCACAAAGACGCUGAUAUGUGGACUUCUGUUAAUCCUUGAAACAUACUUUAUUGUUCUUCUGGCUGGACAGUGGUGGGCAAGGACUGCAGGAAGCAAAUCUGUUUUUUUGUUUACUCACAGGCCGUGACUUAACCUUGUGAAUUUAAAACCAUACUUUUUGAACAUGAGGUUUGCAAACUUCUGGCUGCAGCUGGUAGUGAUUUUCUUGUGCCUGAAAAAGCACCAGAGUACUAAACCAGCAAAUUCAUCAUAUGAGCCCGGGACCUGUGGUGGCUGCUCACAUCUCACUCUUAAAGUAGAGUUCUCAUCUAAGGUAGUGGAACAUGAGUACAUUGUGGCAUUCAAUGGAUACUUCUCUGCUACUGCUCGCAGUAAGUUUAUUUCCACUGCACUUAAGAGCUCAGGCAUUGAAGACUGGAGAAUUCUACCUAGAAAUAACCCUGCCAGCAAUUACCCAAGUGACUUUGAACUCAUUGAAAUCAAGAGUGGACAGGAAGAUGGAGUGCUAACUCUGGAAAACCACCCUAAUAUUAAGCGUGUGACUCCCCAAAAACAAGUCUUCCGCUCUCUCAAGUUUGUGGACAGUGAUCCUCUUACCCCUUGCAACGAGACAAAGUGGAGCCAAAAAUGGCAGUCUUCCCGUCCGCUCAGGAGGACAAGCCUGUCUUUAGGCUCAGGAUUUUGGCAUGCAACAGGGAGACAUUCCAGCCGACGACUCCUCAGAGCAAUCCCACGUCAGGUGGCUCAAACUCUCCAAGCCGAUGUGUUAUGGCAGUUGGGGUACACAGGUAGCAAUGUCAAAGUUGCUGUUUUUGACACUGGAUUAAGCGAAAAGCAUCCACACUUCAAAAAUGUCAAAGAACGGACCAACUGGACCAACGAGAAGACCUUGGAUGAUGGCCUGGGGCAUGGAACCUUUGUGGCAGGUGUCAUUGCCAGCAUGAGAGAGUGCCAAGGAUUUGCUCCAGACUCCGAGCUGCACAUCUACAGGGUUUUCACAAAUAAUCAGGUUUCCUACACAUCCUGGUUUUUGGAUGCUUUUAAUUAUGCCAUCCUAAAGAAGAUUGAUGUGUUAAACCUGAGCAUUGGGGGGCCGGACUUUAUGGACCAUCCUUUUGUUGAUAAGGUGUGGGAGCUGACGGCUAACAAUGUGAUUAUGGUUUCUGCCAUAGGGAACGAUGGACCACUUUAUGGGACCCUCAAUAAUCCUGCUGACCAGAUGGAUGUCAUCGGGGUUGGUGGGAUUGACUUUGAGGAUAACAUAGCUCGAUUCUCCUCACGAGGGAUGACAACUUGGGAGCUGCCUGGUGGAUAUGGGAGAAUGAAACCUGACAUUGUCACCUAUGGUUCUGGAGUAAGAGGAUCUGGCAUGAAAGGGGGAUGUCGCUCCUUGUCUGGCACCAGCGUGGCUUCUCCUGUAGUAGCUGGAGCUGUGACUUUGCUUGUUAGCACGGUUCAGAAGAGAGAAAUGGUGAAUCCAGCCAGUAUGAAGCAAGCUCUCAUUGCCUCUGCUCGCAGACUUCCUGGAGUUAACAUGUUUGAGCAAGGGCAUGGCAAGUUGGACCUUUUGCGAGCCUACCAGAUUCUCAAUAGCUAUAAACCACAAGCCAGUUUGAGCCCUAGUUACGUGGACCUGACAGAAUGCCCAUAUAUGUGGCCCUACUGCUCUCAACCGAUAUACUAUGGAGGAAUGCCCACUAUUGUAAACAUCACCAUUCUUAAUGGCAUGGGAGUGACUGGGAGAAUUGUAGACAAGCCUGACUGGCAGCCCUACCUGCCACACAACGGUGAUAAUAUCGAAGUGGCUUUCUCGUACUCUUCUGUGCUGUGGCCCUGGUCCGGUUAUCUUGCAAUUUCAAUCUCUGUAGCAAAAAAGGCAGCCUCGUGGGAAGGCAUUGCUCAAGGCCAUGUAAUGAUUACAGUUGCUUCUCCGGAUGAAAGUGAGUUGAAGAAUGGAGCAGAACAAUUUUCCACUGUAAAGCUGCCAAUUAAAGUAAAGAUCAUUCCUACACCACCACGCAGCAAAAGGGUCCUGUGGGAUCAGUACCACAAUUUAAGGUACCCACCAGGCUACUUCCCACGAGACAAUCUUAGGAUGAAGAAUGACCCACUGGACUGGAAUGGGGACCAUGUUCACACCAACUUUAGAGAUAUGUACCAGCACUUGAGAAGUAUGGGCUAUUUUGUGGAAGUGUUGGGAUCUCCAUUCACUUGUUUUGAUGCCAGUCAAUAUGGAACUCUGCUGAUGGUUGACAGCGAAGAAGAGUUUUUCCCAGAGGAGAUAUCCAAACUGCGCAGAGAUGUUGGUAAUGGGCUCUCGUUAAUUGUGUUCAGUGACUGGUACAAUACAUCUGUCAUGAGGAAGGUCAAAUUCUAUGACGAGAAUACCAGACAAUGGUGGAUGCCAGACACUGGAGGUGCUAACAUACCCGCUCUGAAUGAUCUGUUAUCAGUCUGGAGUAUGGCCUUUAGUGAUGGCAUAUAUGAAGGAGAUUUUACAAUGGCUAAUCAUGACAUGUAUUAUGCAUCUGGCUGCAGUAUUGCCAAGUUUCCAGAAGAUGGUGCAGUUAUAUCACACACUCUCAAAGACCAAGGAAUUGAAGUUUUGAAGCAGGAAACUAUUAUGGUUGAAAAUGUGCCUGUUCUUGGACUUUAUCAAACCCCAUCUGAAGGAGGAGGUAGAAUUGUGCUUUAUGGAGAUUCGAACUGCUUGGAUGACAGCCAUCGACAGAAAGAUUGUUUCUGGAUGUUGGAUUCCUUGCUCCAGUAUACAGCCUAUGGGGUAAUGCCACCAAGCCUCAGUCACUCCGAGAACCGUCAGACACCACCAUCUGGGAUAGGAGUACUUCAACCUGAGAGAAUGGAAGGAAACCAUCUCCAUCGGUAUUCAAAGGUUUUGGAGGCUCAUUUGGGAGAUCCGAAACCAAGACCUCUACCAGCCUGUCCACACCUGUCCUGGGCUAAGCCACUGCCCCUGAAUGAAACUGCACCAAGUAAUCUGUGGAAGCACCAAAAACUGCUGUCUAUAGACCUGGAUAAAGUGGCUUUACCCAACUUCCGUCAGAACAGACCACAAGUGAGGCCACUGUCUCCGGGCGAGAGUGGAGCAUGGGACAUACCUGGAGGAAUUAUGCCUGGACGUUAUAACCAGGAAGUUGGUCAGACUAUUCCUGUCUUUGCGUUCCUCGGUGCUAUGGUAGUUUUGGCUUUUUUUGUGGUGCAAAUCAACAAGGCCAAGAGCAAGCCAAAGAGACGAAAGCCACGUGUGAAGCGACCUACGCUUAUCCAAUCGUUUCACCAAACAAAGACUCCUUCUGUAUGAGCAGAGCUUGGGUCUAGACUUGUGUGCAGGGAGAGUUGUGAUGUGAUCAGGGGCCACAUGGCAGCUCUUAACUUCACCCCAAAUACAGACUUUUUCGAAUGAACUUUCCUACAAGGGAAGAAAACAAAUCUCUUACUGACCAAACAUAAUUGGUAGAAAUUGCUCCUUUUUAUAUUUAUUGUGUCAAGAAAAGCCCUCGAAAGGACUACUCUCUACCAAAAAGCAUCGCUGGGUGAAAUGCAAUAUUUUAGAAGGACCUGUCAUUGGGGCACACCAAAUUCGCAGAUGAGAACUUUUAGAAUUACGUCCCCCCCCCCCCCCCCAAACCAGUGACUUAUUUUUAUAAUUAUCUCUGGAAGUUUUGUAAUUUUUGGCCGUUAUCUUCGACAUUAUGGUUGGAGAGCAUUUUCAAUAAAUAAGCAUCAUAUAAUGAAGCACAA
This is a messenger RNA of Pelobates fuscus (common spadefoot toad), 4027 nucleotides long. It is a transcript of the gene MBTPS1, whose product is annotated as membrane bound transcription factor peptidase, site 1. The record is from RefSeq and is a predicted model, not a curated record. Gene Ontology annotation, biological process: proteolysis. Gene Ontology annotation, molecular function: serine-type endopeptidase activity. The transcript has 23 exons. Lineage: Eukaryota; Metazoa; Chordata; Amphibia; Anura; Pelobatidae. Gene Ontology annotation, cellular component: Golgi apparatus. Bases 429 to 3587 code for a protein of 1052 amino acids.